Molecule: messenger RNA, 3587 nt
Organism: Styela clava
Lineage: Eukaryota; Metazoa; Chordata; Ascidiacea; Stolidobranchia; Styelidae
Product: hamartin-like
Biological process (GO): negative regulation of TOR signaling; negative regulation of cell population proliferation; regulation of cell cycle
Cellular component (GO): TSC1-TSC2 complex
Source: RefSeq, a predicted model, not a curated record
GGAAUGAAAACCAUCGACAUCUGUGCCUCUGGGGAUUAUUUAUAGCUCAAUAAAGACAUGCUACUACUCAUAUGGAAUAUACUUCAACAGAUUGUCAAGAGUACAUGACUAUAACAGUAACUUGUCGAUAAAAUGCUAAGAGGAACAGUUGCUGGUAGCAGUUCUGGUGGCCCGCCACAACAAAAUAUUGCUGAGAUCAUACAGCUGCUUGAAUCCAACAAUGUGAGUGUUAUCGAAGAAACAACCACACUAGUUCGAGAUAGUCUCAGUUCAACUAAUGAACCAUGGCUACUUAAUGGCCUCACAGACUACUAUAUUGCUUCAGGUAACAUUUUGGUCCGGCGUAUGCUUACUGGUAUCAGGCAACCUCAACACAAAAACCUUCUGGUAAAACUGGACGAAUAUUUACAAAAAACAACUACUCGCUAUGCUGCAUUGAAUCUAUUUGGUCACAUCGUUCGCAAAGAUCCUUCCUGGAUACCUCAAGUUGUACAAUCUCGUGCAUUUGCCACAAUUUUAAAAUGCCUUCAACUAGAUAACGAUGUUGCCGCAUUGACUGUUGCUAUGUACGUUGUAGCCACUUUGCUGCCAAAAGUUCCUACACAGAUGGGACCAAAUUUGAACCAUUUGUUUGGUAUUUACAUAAGACUGGUUUCAUGGAAAACUGUCAGGGGUCCAGAUAUCAGCAAUCUGAAUAUGUCAAAUUUUGAUGUAGCCUUGUAUGCAUUUUUUCUUUGUCUAUAUGGCAUGUAUCCUUGUGGAUUUGUGGAAUACUUGCGGAAUUAUUACUGUAAGUCUAAAGGAAAUGAUGUCAGUCGGGUUACCGAUGCUCAAAUUCAAGUUCCUGCUACCACUGCAGGGGGUGAACAGGUAUUAAUGGAAAAGAAAAGACAUGAAAUUUUUCAAACUCGUAUUCUGCCUAUGUUGCAACAAGUUAGACUUCAUCCCAAUUCGAUACUUUAUACUAAGGAAAUGGAAGUUACUAAUGAUAAAUGGAGGAAAAUGGAAUGCCAUGAUAUUAUGGCUGAGAUUUCUCAGAUUCCUAUAGAAAUCUCACAGGAAAAGGUACAACAACAAUCAGAUGACAAAAUUGUGUCACGCUCGGUGCAGUCUGAUCAAUAUUUGUCACAUAGUCAAAGUAAUGCUAGUAUUGAGUCUGAAACUUACAGUACAAAUUCGGAACCAAGUACUGAAACUACUACAAUAUGGAGUCCGUCAAUGGAGAUUGGUUUAUCAACACCACCUCCUUCAAGAAGUAUAUCACCUACUCGUGAGUUGUCUGAUGAUAAAUCGAAAGCUGAUGUCUCCGAAAAUAUAAACAAGUCCAAGUCUCGGCCAAAUACUCUUGCUAUUUCUCAUUCAUUUAAAGGAAAUAAUUUGUCAACACCCUGUACUCCAACUCAAUCAUCUUUGUCAUUUGAAUUUGAUAAAGGCGAUGGUGAAACAAACUUUCUAAUGGUUGGUUUUGCAGGUUCAUCAGGAGAUUUGAGUUCUACUGGCAGUCGAAAAUCUUCAUCUGGUGACAUUGCCAAUGAGGACAAGACUAAACUUGCAAAAAAUCUUGACAUCUCUAAAAAGAAUGCUCCCGCUAAUGUUUCAACACCCGAAGUUAAACUGACCUUCUCUGAAUCUGCUGGUGAAUCCUGCAUAACAGAUUUUUCACCAGCACUCCUGCCUUCAUCAGAUCAUUUGACUGCCCCUUCGAAGACAGCAAUAAUUUCAACAAACAAGAGUGAUUCUUUAUUUAUUGGGAAAGACAAUCCUACUAUACAUGACAUAUUACAUACAACUGAUUUAAACCUUCACAAAACCCUAUCUGCUCGGGAGUUAGUUGAAAAAGAAAUUCAGCUUGCCAUAAAAAGUGAUAAUGUGAAGCAAAAUACAGAUAUUGAUUGGCUUCAUUUUGGUCAGAGUCGAUUAAAUGAGAAAGACUUGCAAUCACUUGAAGCUGGUUAUCUUCAAAUUCAUUGUGCAUUGCUCUAUGAACAGCACAGAAGACAACAACAUGCAAUUAGAGCACGGAGAUUAAUGCGUAAAAUCUACGAAUCGUCAGCAUUGCAGGAGAGAAAUAAGGCACUUUGCGAUACACUUUCACAGAAGAAUAAUGAAAUUGCCCAGCUAAAAACUAUAGUAAAAAACUUGAAAUCUGAGUAUUCAAAAAAGGAAAAAACAAGUCAAAAUUCACUUGAUACUUUACAAAAUGAUUUGUCUCAAUUAUCAAGUAGGUUGAAAUCUCUUCACGAAGAGAAUAUGAAACUGAAGCACGAAAAGGAAACUGACUUAGCUGCUAUCGCUGCAGCGCAGGAGUCAGAUAAGCAAACACAGGCAGAAUUAUAUCAAUGCAAACUGCAGUUUCAAUCCGAUGCAAAGAACAAAGAAGCAAAUAAAGAUCUUCGAUUACAAGUUGAACGAUUGCAGAAAGAAAUGUUGGUCGUCGAAGAGCUAAGUCGUAAAAUGGAAACAAUACAUAAAAGUGAAACCGAUUUCAAAGUAAAAGAGGUUGCAAAACAUGAAAUGAUGAUUCAAUCGUAUGAAAAAGAAUCUGCUAGACUGAAGGACGAAUUGCGAAAAACUACUGUAACUUGUGAUUACAUGAGGAGCAAAUCUGAAGAUAUGGAGAAAUUGGUCAUAAAAAAGAAUAGACUUUUAGAGGAUCAAAAGAAAUACUUGGAAGAUGUGAAAUCGCUUGCAAGAAGUCAAAUUCAGGCAAUGGAGAGUAAAUAUCAAGCACAGAAGAGUAUUUCUAUGAGGAUGGAAGUACAAAUCAUGGAACUAUAUGGUAAACUUAUUGCUUUAGAGGGUGAAAAUGACAUCACUGAAUCUAUAAGCCAAACUCUUGCCAAACCGAUUCAACCCAACCCCCUCAGUAUGCAAAAUAGAUAUGGACAUUUAUUAGAAGCAAGUCCGGAAUUGAGUCCUCCAAUUAAGCUCAGUAUGCUUGAGGAGACCUCAGUUGCCACCUCUGAACUGGAAGCGAGUACUGGCACAGACCAAUAAAUACCAACAUUUUUUUUAUAUAAAGCAUCUUUCCUUGUUUAAAUUCUCUGGUAUUUUUGCGACUGCCUAAUAAGAUGGAUGCAGUUGACGUAUUUGAAAUUUCUUUUUGAUUCCAAGUUAUCAUUUGAGUUAGCCCUCCUCUGUUAUUAUUUACAGUUAUUUCAGUAGCUAUGAAACUAAUUUCUAAUUCCAUCCAUGGCUAGUCGAAAAGGCAGUUUGGAUGUCAAAAUUGUUUAUUUGAAGAUCAUUCAAAUGUAGUGAAUGCGCUUCAUUCCAAAACAAUGUGUUUGCCGUACUAUUGAUUGCAAGACUUAAUGUGACCCCUUUCUAAUAAAUAAUUACACUGUGACUACUUGAUAAAUAGUUUGACCAGAGCAAGAAUAAUGAUUUGAAACUUUGCAUAUACAAACCAUAAAUAAAACGAUAAGCUCUGCAGUUGACAUGACAUUCCUUCGAAGGGAAAUACCUAUAAUCCUAAAAUUGAAUCUCAAUUUAACUUCUAAUGGGACAGAAAACUUCAUUUAUUUCAUUAUUUACGUUCCAUCCACGUAUUUUCAAGGAGUUUUUGAAUAAAACAUCCUUUCGCCUUA